UAUUGAGCCUGAUAUUUUGACGCAGUUUUUCCAGUUGCCGAAGGUUUCCUUUCAGAUGUCUAACAUCUGCAGCUUUCGAUUCGUGAGCUGCCCGGUGUACAUUAGCUGUCUGUCACUCCGGGUGCUGGUCGUCCCGCGUCGCCGUGGCGGAGUGAGGGAACCCUCCCGGCCGGCCAGCUGCGGGGCGAGCGGUCCUCCGCUCCUACAGGGGGCGCCUGGUGGCAGCUCGCUGCCCAUCUCCGUGCGACAGCCCCCCGGGCUCCGGCGAGGAGGAGGUCGCGUCAUGGCGACUCAAGUCAGCGAGCUGGAGGCCGCCAAGAAAACCUUGACGGAGGCGCUCGGAGAGAACGUGAAGCAAUAUUGGGCAAACUUGAAGCUGUGGUUCAAGCAAAAGAUAAGUAAAGAGGAGUUUGAUUUGGAAGCCAGGAGGCUUCUUACUCAAGAUAAUGUGCAUUCCCAUAAUGACUUCUUGCUUGCGAUCCUCACUAGAUGUCAGAUUAUGGUUUCAGCUCCAGAGGGAACAUCCUCUCUACUAUGGAACAGUCAAUCGGCUGCUAAACCUGGUAAACCAAAAAGCAAAAAAAAAUUUCCAUCUCUUCGGGCAAAAUUUGAACAUCGUUUUCAAGCUCAGAAUCCUUUAUCGGGGGCACAGCACUUUGUGGUAAAGGAUCCCCAGGAGGAGGAUGAUGUGAAGUUUUGUACUCAUACCAUGGUGCUUCCCACAAGAGGGCAGUUAGAAGGUCGGAUGAUAGUAACAGCAUAUGAGUGUGGACUGGACAAUGUUUCGGAAGAUGCUGUGUCAGCAGUGGUUCAUGCAUUGGAGAAUCAUCUGAAAGACAUCUUGACGGCUGUGAUAUCCAGGAGGCGGUCGUACCGUUUACGUGAUGGUCAUUUUAAGUAUGCAUUUGGAAGCAGCAUUAAUCCUCAACCAUAUUUAAAAAACAGCAUUAUUGCAUAUAACAACAUUAUUGACUGCCCCCCUCCUGGUAUGCAGCUAACUGCUGGACAGAACUCAGGUCCUCACAUCUCCUCAGAUGAUGUGGAGCAGCAGGCAGCCCUUCUUUUGGCCUGUUCUGGUGAAGAUAUGCUAGCUACUCUCCCACCUGUGAACAUGUAUGACCUUCUUGAAGCUCUCCAGGAAACAAAGACAGAGUCUAUAAGGCAAAACAGCGUCAACUUCAUGGACUUUAUGCAGAUUACAGAGGAGGAGGUGUUUGCUGUCUUGAGACAGAUUAGGAUGAAUAAAUUCCCAGUACCUGACAAGGUGUCGCUCAGAACCUGCGGGAGGCAAGUGCAGAAAUUGCCUGGCGGCAGGUAGGAUGAUUUAGCUAUCAUUAGCUAAAUCAUCCUCCAAUCAGAGGAUUGGAGGAUUGCUAAUGUUGUUCUGCUGUUUAAGAAAGGCUCUAAAAUUUAACCAGGACAAUAUAGGGCAGUGAGCCUGACAUCAGUAGUGGGAAAUCAGCACGGCUUCAUGUGUGUUAGGUUGUGUCUAACCAAUCUUAGAUUUUGUCGAAGAAAUUAGCUGGAAAGUUGAGGAAGGCAAGGCAGUUGAUGUUGUCUAUGUGGAUUUCAGCAAGGCAUUUAACAAGGUCCCACAUGGGAAGUUGGUCAAGGACGUUCAGUUGCUCGCCAUUCAAGAUGAGGUAGUAAUUUGGGUUAGACAUUAACUUCUUGGGAAAAGCCAGAGAGUGGUAGUAGAUGGUUGCCCCCCUGACUAGAGGCCUGUGACUAGUGGAGUCCCGCAGGAAUUGGUGCUGGGUCUGUUGUUGUUUGUCAUAUAUAUCAUCAAUCUAAAUGAUAAUGUGGUUAACUAGAUUAACAAACAACCAAUGACACCACAUUGGGAGUGUAAUGGACGGCAAGGAAGAUGAUCAUGGCUUGCAGAUGGAUGGGGACCAGUUGGCAAAAAGGGCUGAAAAAUAGCUGAUGCCAUUUGCUGCAGACUAUCGUGAGGUGUUGCACUUCAGUAGAACCAACUAGGGUAGGUCUUACACAGUGAAUGCUAGGGCACUGAGGCGUGCAGUAGUACAAGGGAUUUGGAAUUACAGGUCCAAAAUUCAUAGAAAGGGUUGAUAGUGUCAUAAACAAAACUUCUGGCACUUUGCUUUUCAUAAAUCAUUAUUGAGUACAGGAGAUGGGGUGUUAUGUUGAAGUUUUAUAAGGCAUUGCUGAGGCCUAAUUUGGAGUAUUGUGUACAGAUUUGGUCACCUACCUACAGGAAGUAGUAUAGAGAAAAUUUACAAGGAUGUUGCGGGGUCUGGAGUACCUUUAUUAUAUGGAAAGAUGAACUAGGUUGGUAUUUUAUUCCUUGGAUAGUAGAAGACUGAGGGGAGACUUGAUAGAGGUAUAAAAAAUUAUGAGGAGUAUUGAUAGGGUAAAUGCAAGCAAGCUUUUUCCAUUGAGGUUGGGUGGGACUACAACUAGAGGCUAUGGGUUAAGGGCAAAAGGUGAAAAGUUUAAGGGGAACAUGAGGGGAAACUUCUUCGUUCAGAGGGUCAUGAGAGUGUGCAUCAGCUGCAUGCGUAAGUGAUGCAUACAAGCACGAUUUCAGUGUUUUAAGAGAAGUAUGGAAAGGUACAUAGAUGGUAGGGGUAUGGAGAGUUAUGGUCCCAGUGCAGUUUAAAUGUCUCACCACGGACUAGAUGGGCCGAAUAGUUGUUUCUAUUCUGUACUUUUCUAUGACUAGUUCUGUAUUUUGUAUUCAACUGGAAGAAUAACACCAUUGUGGAAUGUAUGGCUAACAAUGUUAUUAAUUAAACCAAGGUGGACCAUCAACUGCAGGACCGUCGCAUCACAUCUUUUGGUUCUGGCCUAUAAAUAUAUUUCAGCUUCAGUUGCAAAUGAAGGAAUGUUCAAUGUCCACAACCAAAUCCAACAAGAAAGAAACUAACUGGUUGAUAUAUGUGCGUUUUCUUUUCUUUGUGGCUAAAGUACCAAGGGCAGGAAUUAAUCCUUAAUAUGCCUGGAGCUUUGGGCCCCAACUCAACCACUAUACCAAACCUCAGAAAGCAGCCACAGACAUUCUUCUGUCUACCAGCUGAUCUGCUGUGUAUUCUUUGUGUUCAGAUUCCAUUGUUCACAAUAAUUGAUUUUCUGAAUGGUUCCUAGGAUGUGUUUCUGCUACUUUUGGAAACAAAAACUUCACCAAAUGCAUUACGUUAUAAAUCUGUUAAUUCAGUUUCUCUGACCGUUGUGAGCUGAGAAGGGAAAAGUUAUUCCAGAUUGUCAGGAUAACUGAGUUUUGGGUAAUUGUUUUAAUUAUUAGUGUUAAAUAGUUACUAAAAUUGCUGCAGUUUACUCUUAAUUUUUAGCAAAAGAGAAAAACAUAGAUUUUUGAGUCCGUACUUAGCUCAGCCAAACUGAAAUGAUCAAAGCUUCUCACCUCUUUAUACUAUCACCCCUCUGUACUCACAGUUUAGAUGCAGGGUUUUGUCUGAAACAUUGACCAUUCCUCUGCCUCCAGAGAUGCUGCCUGACCUACUGUGUUCCUACAGCAGUUAAUUUUUUUUGAAUGAAUUUAAGAUUAUAAUUUCUGUGAAAUGUUCACAUUAAUCUGUUGCCUUUUUAUUGUACUUAAUGAUCUUUUUU
Messenger RNA from Hypanus sabinus (Atlantic stingray), 3588 nucleotides. It is a transcript of the gene tada1, whose product is annotated as transcriptional adaptor 1. Gene Ontology annotation, molecular function: transcription coactivator activity. Lineage: Eukaryota; Metazoa; Chordata; Chondrichthyes; Myliobatiformes; Dasyatidae. The transcript has 8 exons. The record is from RefSeq and is a predicted model, not a curated record. Gene Ontology annotation, biological process: regulation of transcription by RNA polymerase II. Gene Ontology annotation, cellular component: SAGA complex. The coding region runs from base 56 to 1318 and encodes 420 amino acids.